This is a messenger RNA of Podospora anserina S mat+, 372 nucleotides long. RefSeq lists its product as uncharacterized. Bases 1 to 372 code for a protein of 123 amino acids. The transcript has a single exon. Gene Ontology annotation, biological process: positive regulation of translation. The record is from RefSeq and is a predicted model, not a curated record. Lineage: Eukaryota; Fungi; Ascomycota; Sordariomycetes; Sordariales; Podosporaceae. Gene Ontology annotation, cellular component: mitochondrion. Gene Ontology annotation, molecular function: GTP binding; mitochondrial ribosome binding; GTPase activity.
AUGAUUUACAACUACCACGAAGACGGGCUGGAUUACCUGUUGCAUCUUGUCGACACGCCUGGGCAUGUUGAUUUCCGUGCGGAGGUUACCAGGUCAUAUGCCAGUUGUGGCGGGGCGAUCUUGUUGGUGGAUGCGAGUCAGGGGGUUCAGGCGCAGACGUUUGCGCAGGGGUUGAGUCUGGUGCCGGUGGUGAGUAAAGUUGAUUUGCCUACGGCGGAUGUGGAGAGGGCGUUGGGGCAGAUGGAGGACGUGUUUGAGUUGGACUGUAAAGAUGCGGUGAGAGUGCGAAGACUGGGGUUGGGAUUGCAGAGGUUCUGCCGGCGGUGUUUGAGAAGGUUAGGCCGCCGGAGGGGGAUCCCAAGGGGAAUUUGA